Molecule: messenger RNA, 1109 nt
Organism: Paramecium pentaurelia
Lineage: Eukaryota; Ciliophora; Oligohymenophorea; Peniculida; Parameciidae
Source: the annotation of a GenBank genome assembly
AUGAUUUCACAUCCUUUUCCUGAAAGAGUCCUAUAAACACCUUUACACUAAUUACCUUAUAUUGUGAGUUAAAUCAAUAGUCAAAUUCAUAAAACAUCACAUGAUAUGACUAAAUAUUUAGAAGAGAAUAUUAAUGUUUGUAUGGAGUAACAUAAUAAGAAAAUUCAACUUCGUAAAUAGAUCAAUAACACUAAUGAAUAAUAUAAAAUAUUAGAAAAUAUUGGAGUAUAAUUAUAGAUGGCUAUUACUAAUUUAAAAGGAGAAUCCAUUGAAUAAGAAAAUUAAUAUUAAGAUAAUGAAGAAAAGAUUAUGAAUGCCAUAAAAAAUUAAAACUAUGAUGAAAUGAUAAAAUUGUUUCAAACAAUCAAAGAUGAAGUACUUUUAAUAAAAUCUGCUAAAAUUGCUGCAAAUUUAUUAUCAACUCCAACAAAAAAUUUAAAGAAUAAAAUUAAAUCAUUUCUUGAGUUGAUUGCAAAUCAUCAACUUAUACCUUAAAAUCAAAAAGAUGAAAUUAUUGAGAUUUGUGUUAAGAUUUGCAUUUAAAAAUGCUUUAAAAUGUAUUUUCAAUAAAAUGUAUGGAAUACCAAUAAAAACUAAGCAACUUAUUAUUCAGAUAUCAUAUAACUUUAUUAGAAAAGGUAUUUAUAAAUUAAUUAUGAUCUAGUUUUAAUUGUACUUUUAAACUUUUAUCAGUGUUUAAUUUACCUAAUUAUCAUUAAGCACAUAUUGCUAAUAACAUUUUUCAAAAAUUUAAUUAAAAUGUCUUAAAUCAUUUGGUUACUCAUGAUAAUAAAGAAAAAUCAAUAUCAGUGAUUUUAAACUUUAAAGAAGUGUAACAAAAUAACUUAUUCUAUCAUUUAACCAAUAUUUAUUGUAAAAAUCACUUAAUUCCCAUUAUGAAAUAAGAAUUACAAAAAAAGACUCUAUUACUCAUAAUUAGAUAUCUUUAAGUUAAAUAAGAUUAAUAAUUAUUAAUGGUUCUUAAUAAAAAAGAUUAACAAUAGCUAUUAGAAUGGUGUAAAUAGAAUAAACAAAUAAAUUAUAAUUUUAAUUUAUAUUAAGCCCUAUUUGAUAGUGAAAUGUAAUUAUAAGUAGAUCUUCUUAUUUGA